AUGCAAAAACUCAUGAGCCAUCAACUAUGGUGGCGUGGACCGGAAUGGCUGUUACGUUCCGAAGCAAGCUGGCCUCAAUCAGCUCUUAAGAAUCCAGAAACAAUUAUAGAGCGCAAGUCGGUACAAAGUGCGAUAGCGCAAACUACUCAAAUCGACUGGUUUAUCUUAGAACAAUACUCAUCGUUAGACAAGCUACUGUCUGUUACGGCCUGGUGUCUACGAUUUUCGUUGGCUGUUCGUGGCAAGCAGCAUGAAUCAUCACCAAUGUGUUUAUGGCCGGAGCGAGUAUCUGCGUUAAUUUUCUGGGUAAAAUAUGUUCAAAACAUUGCCUUUAAAAAAGAUGUAUUGGCUAUUACGAAGUAUAGCGCUGUCAACAAAAGUAGCAGUCUCUAUAAGCUACACCCUAUACUCGAUUCCGAGGGUAUUUUAAGGAUCGGUGGACGCCUGGCAAACGCAAACAUUCCAUUUUCCGAACGAUAUCCUGCUAUUCUUCCUAAGGAGAACCAUCUUACCAUUUUGAUCAUCAGACAGGCACAUCAACGAACAUUGCACGGUGGUACGCAAGCUACACUUCACUAUAUUCGUCGACAAUUUUGGACUCAAAUCAUGGGUGACUUACCUGCAGGACGCUGCAAUGUCUCACUUCCAUUCAUGCACACUGGCGUAGACUUUGCGGGCCCUUUUAACGUAAAAACAACAAAAGGUCGAGGCCACACCACUUACAAAGGAUAUGUGGCACUUUUUGUUUGUUUUGCUACACGAGCAAUACAUCUAGAACUCGUCAGUGAUUUGACUACUGACACUUUUUUAGCAGCGCUGAAUCGAUUUGUAUCGGUACGAGGACUAUGUUCCGAUAUCUACAGCGACCAAGGCACCACGUUUGUUGGAGCGAAUGCUUUGAUGCAGCAGGAAGUGCGUGCGUUCAAAAUGCAGUUACAAGCAGCCGUCACUUAUAGUUCAAAGGUUGGCAUAACUUGGCAUUUUAUACCCCCUGGAGCACCAAACUUUGGUGGUUUAUGGGAGGCCGGGGUUAAGAGCAUGAAGCAUCACUUGAAGCGUGUAAUUAAUCUCACUCCGUUAACCUUCGAAGAAUUUUAUACCAUUCUAAAGCAAGUGGAGGCGUGUUUGAACUCACGACCAAUGGCAGCGAUAAGUGAUGACCCUCAAGAUCUAACGGCAUUGACUCCUGGUCAUUUUCUGGUUGGACGAGCAUUAACGGCGAUACCUGAACAGAACAUUCUCGAUGAAAAACUCGGAUUUCUAAAACGGUGGAAAUUACUGAAGCAGGUCCAACAAGAUUUCUGGCGAAGAUGGUCCAAUGAAUAUUUGCAACAGCUACAGGCUCGACGCAAAUGGCGUACUUCUCAGUCAAAUGUGAGAAUUGGACAGCUCAUAUUGAUUCGUAAUGAGCGAUUGCCUCCGAAGCAUUGGGCAUUAGGUCGUGUAGUUGAUACACAUGCUGGUGCAGACGGAGCUGUUCGAGUAGUUACAAUUAAAACACAAAGCACAACCCUUAAGAGGCCUAUUACCAAAAUUUCUGUAUUACCCAUUGAUGAACAGGCAAGUGUCAACAUGAGCAUGGAGGACAGUUCUGCCCAAGUAUCUACGCUUCAGACGGUGGGCGGUAAAGAAAAAUAA
Molecule: messenger RNA, 1638 nt
Organism: Anastrepha obliqua
Lineage: Eukaryota; Metazoa; Arthropoda; Insecta; Diptera; Tephritidae
Exons: 2
Coding region: 1-1638 (545 amino acids)
Biological process (GO): DNA integration
Molecular function (GO): nucleic acid binding
Source: RefSeq, a predicted model, not a curated record